AUGAAGCUAUGUCAUCUAGAAGCUCCACCAUGCCUUUGGCCUAAGUUUCUCAAUUCCCAAGAUUCUCCCAACUUUCUGCACCAUGUGAAUUCCUUUUACCUAAAUGAACAAAGGAGGAACCUCUCGAGAAAGCCUACCGUGGGCAUGAAGCUAAGUCAUCUAGAAGCUCCACCAUGCCUUUGGCUUAAGUUUCUUAAAUGCCAAGAUUCUCCCAACUUUCUCCACCAUGUGAAUUGCUUUUACCUAAAUGAACAAAGGAGGAACCUCUCGAGAAAGCUUACCGUGGGCAUGAAGCUAUGUCAUCUAGAAGCUCCACCAUGCCUUUGGCCUAAGUUUCUCAAUUCCCAAGAUUCUCCCAACUUUCUGCACCAUGUGAAUUCCUUUUACCUAAAUGAACAAAGGAGGAACCUCUCGAGAAAGCCUACCGUGGGCAUGAAGCUAAGUCAUCUAGAAGCUCCACCAUGCCUUUGGCUUAAGUUUCUUAAAUGCCAAGAUUCUCCCAAUUUUCUUCACCAUGUGAAUUGCUUUUACCUAAAUGAACAAAGGAGGAACCUCUCAAGAAAGCCUACCUUGGGCACGAAGCAAAGGAGGAACCUCUCAAGAAAGCCUACUCUGGGCAUGAAGCUAAGUCAUCUAGAAGCUCCACCAUGCCUUUGGCCUAAGUUUCUUAAUUGCCAAGAUUCCCCCAAUAUUUUCUUGAUUGAGUAA
This is a messenger RNA of Ilex paraguariensis (yerba mate), 708 nucleotides long. The record is from the annotation of a GenBank genome assembly. Lineage: Eukaryota; Viridiplantae; Streptophyta; Magnoliopsida; Aquifoliales; Aquifoliaceae.